Messenger RNA from Tetrapisispora phaffii CBS 4417, 4425 nucleotides. It is a transcript of the gene GEA2, whose product is annotated as Arf family guanine nucleotide exchange factor GEA2. Bases 1 to 4425 code for a protein of 1474 amino acids. Gene Ontology annotation, biological process: regulation of ARF protein signal transduction. Gene Ontology annotation, molecular function: guanyl-nucleotide exchange factor activity. Lineage: Eukaryota; Fungi; Ascomycota; Saccharomycetes; Saccharomycetales; Saccharomycetaceae. The record is from RefSeq and is a predicted model, not a curated record. The transcript has a single exon.
AUGGUAGGUAAUAGUCGAAGCCAUUCAAUUAGUCCCACCGAUUCGGUGACUAUUGUCAUUAAAGAAUGCAUUAAGUUAUCAACGGCAAUGAGGAAGUACUCAAAUUUUACAUCUCAAUCGAGUGUUUCUGCUUUACUUAGUGGCAGCAGUGAGUUGUUUUACAAUAAACAGGAGUUUUUACAGUCCAAUAAAGUAAAUGAGAGUGAAAUUGACGAUAAUAUGUCAUUGUUCUCAGCAGAGGCUAUCAGUUUGGACGGGUUAGUUGUUAAAUUAAGAGAUACAAAUUUAAUGAAUCCAAACAAAAACAGUGCUCAACAUAACACUGCACACACCAAUCCAAUUAAACAAAAUGAUCCAUUGUUGGCGGGGCUGCUCCAAUUGAGAUUGAUGUUAAAUAAAUUGGAUUCCUUAAAUGAUAUCGACUCAUUAACAUUAAUCCAACCAUUUUUAGUGGUCAUUGCUACUGGGAAAAUAUCAACGUAUAUCACUUCCUUAGCACUGGAUUCCUUACAUAAAUUUCUAGCAUUGGAUAUCAUUAAUGAAUCAAUGGACAAUUUCAUCGUCAAUUACAGGGAGAUUGUCAAUGCAGUGAUUAAUUGUAAGACAGAUAAUCAAAAGAUAUCAAAUACUCCAUCGGCUACAGCAAGUAAUGUUUCAAAUAUUGAUGAUACGAUCUUAAUUAGGAUCCUUUCAAUUUUAAGUAUAGUGAUCAAUUCACAACACUUCAAUUCAUUAUCCGAUUCAAAUGUACAUGAAAUUUUAACUAUUAUUAUGUCAGUAGCAUGUAAUAAGAAAAAGAGUGAAGUGUUAAGAAAAAAUGCAGAAUCUAUAAUGAGUUCAAUUACAAUCAAAUUAUUCAGUAAAUUAAAUGAUAUGAAAUCAAAAACAACAGGAACCGUGUAUAUCAAUGACGAAUCUUAUUCAAAGGAUGCACUAAAGGAUGUAUUUGAAAAUGAUACUGAAGGAAAAGAUGAUGUCUCUGAAACAAUUCAUAAAAACGAGGAACAAGUACAAGAGGUUACAGAUGAUGAUAGAACCAUGGUAAGCAAAAAUAUAGAAAGUUCUUCAACUACAAGAAAUAUUGAACCUAAUUUUGGUGUACCUGUGUUAAGACUAUAUUUAAACAUGUUAUUAUCAUUAAUUACACCAGAAAACCAAACAAGACAUACAAAUUCAACAAAAAUUUUAGCAUUACAAUUCAUCAAUAUGUCUGUUGAAUUAUCUGGAGAUGACAUAUUAUCACAUCCUCAAUUGUUCAAUGUCAUUUCAGAUCCUAUAUUCAAGUCCAUUUUAUUUAUAAUCCAAAACUCUAAUAAACUAUCAUUAUUGCAAGCGGCGUUGCAACUGUUCACGACAUUGUUUUUAAAUUUACAUUGUCACCUACAAAUGCAAAUAGAAUUAACUCUUAAUAAAAUUUUUGAGGUAUUGCUGGAAGGAACAAAUAAAACAAACAAAGAGGUAGAAACUGAUGGGCCAUCUAAAUCUAGACCUCCAAAGGUCAAAGAAUUACUAAUUGAGCAGAUAUCAAUUUUGUGGACUCGUUCACCUUCUUUCUUUACAUCUUUAUUCAUUAACUUUGACUGUAACUUGGACAGAUCUGAUGUUGCAAUCAAUUUUUUAAAAGCAUUAACAACAUUAUCAUUACCAGAGUCAUCUAUAACUUCAACUGAGACAGUACCACCAAUCUGCUUAGAAGGACUAGUUUCCUUUGUCGAUGACCUAUAUACUGAUUUACGUAAUGUUAACAGACAACAGUUUUUAUUAGAAAAAGACACAAUUGACUUGAUCAAAAAAAGAGAACGUAAAACUAUGUUUAUCAAAUGUGCAGAAGAAUUUAAUAUUAAACCAAAGAUUGGUAUUCCAAUGCUUAUUGAGAAAGGAUUUAUAAAAUCAGACCAAGAUUCCGAUUUAGCUGAAUUUUUAUUUGAAAAUAACAGUAGAGUUAAUAAGAAGCAGAUUGGUUUGCUUUUAUGUGAUCCAAAGAGAACCGGACUAUUGAAUGAAUUUAUCAAGUUAUUCAAUUUUGAAAAUUUAAGAGUAGACGAAGCAAUUAGAAUAUUGUUAACCAAGUUUAGAUUACCGGGCGAAUCACAACAAAUCGAAAGAAUCGUCGAAGCAUUUUCUUCUGGAUAUGUCUCAAGUCAAAAAUAUGAUAGCACUAAAUUAGAAAAUCCAUCAGAAAAUGACAAUGCAACUGUGCAACCAGAUUCUGAUUCGGUAUUUGUAUUAAGUUAUUCUAUUAUUAUGUUGAAUACAGAUUUACAUAAUCCACAAGUGAAAGAACAUAUGUCCUUCGAAGAUUACUCUGGAAACUUAAAAGGCUGUUAUAAUUCUCAGGAUUUCCCUCAUUGGUAUCUAGAUAAAAUAUACUGUUCUAUUAGAGACAAGGAAAUUGUAAUGCCAGAAGAACACCAUGGUGAUGAAAAAUGGUUCGAGGAUGCAUGGAAUAAUUUAAUUUCUUCCACAACUGUAAUGACCGAAAUUAAAACCGACUUUAGAACGGCAAUAGAGAAAUAUGGCGAAAUUGAAAUGGCGCACUUUAAUAGAGCUGUUUUUAAAAAUGUAGGACCCUCUAUUUUAAGUGCGCUCUUCCAAAUAUUUGUAGCCGCUUCUGACGAAUAUAUUACAACAAGAAUGUUAACAACUAUUGAGAAAUGCUCUUCAAUUGCAUCAUUCUUCAACUUCAAAGGGUUAUUUAAUGAUAUAUUACGUAAUAUUUCAAAAAUCACUACACUUGCAAUUCCAGAAAAUGAGAUACUUUCACCAGAAAUGGAUACUAUUCCGCUAGUUGAAAUUAAAGCUGAAGAUUCAAACUUUGUUAUUCCUGUUAGUACAAGAUCUGUCUAUUUUGGUAAAAAUUACAAGGGACAGUUAUCCACAAUUGUCUACUUCAGAAUUAUCAGAAGAAAUAGAUUAAUUAAUAUGAUGAACGAUAUCACAUGGAAAGAAACAAUUGCAAUGUUACUAAACAUGUAUGAAAAUUUAUUAUUUCCAGGUGACAUUUUUGUCGAGUUCCAGAAGAAGGUACAUUUAACAAAAUUAUUAGCACCAGAGCCUGUUGUUAAACUUAACAAAAAUGAGGAAAGUAGAGGCUUAUUUUCCACAUUUGCUUCAUAUCUUACUGGUGGUGAAGAACCGACAGCCGAAGAGAUUGAUUAUUCUAUUAGAACAAUGAAUUGUUUACAAAUCAGUAAAAUUAAAACUUCCUUAUUUGGAAAUGGUACAAAUCUAACGACAGAUGUUAUUGAUUACUUUUUAGAUGCUAUUCCGGAAAAGAAAACUCGCGAGAACGCUAGAUUUUAUGAAGCUGAACUGUUAUUCAUAACAGAAAUAUCUGUUGCCUUGUUUUCUCUUGGGAAAAACGGCGAACAGUUUUCUGAUUCAUUACUACAUAGAUUAACUGAUUUGAGAUCGAGAAAAGAUAUAAGCAAAAAGACAGUUUGUCGUCUAACUCAAUAUGUACUCAUUUUACUAUCAAUUAUGGAUAAUAAAACUGACUAUUUGGUCGAAUUAUUAUCAAAAGAAAUUGGAGGCCAUCCAGAUGUAUUUGAUAAUGAUUUUUUCCAAAGUGAAGAAGGUCUUGGUUUUGUCCACUCAUUAUUAAAUCUUGUUAACAUAUCCAAUUAUCAAGAAAAAUUAUUUGGCGAAGAGACAUUAUGGAAUAUUUUAAAAUUAGUCACUCCUAUUUAUAGAUACGGAUUAAUUACUUUUGACUUUUUAGAGACUUCCAUAUCUAACAACCCUGAUAUUUCAAAUACUGAUAACUUUUUCCAUAUGAUUAGCUUACUCGAUGUUAUAUCUUCUAUUGGUGCAGUCGGUAAUGCUUGGGAAGAAGAGUAUGAGAAUUUGGUUAAAAGCGGACAUAAAGUAAACUCUGAAAAUCCACACAAGAAUGAAAUAGAGUUAGCAAUAAAAUCAAUUGAUUUAUGCUUAAAGUUUAUUAGAGACAAUUCUAUUUUUUCCAAGCUUGAUGACACAAAGAGAUGCACUUUAAUUCAAGUAUUAUGUCAUCAAUGCCAAAACCCUUGCAAAGAAAUUAGAACAUACACAACUAAAGCAUUAGAAACUAUCUUAUGUUUCAACAAUGAAAAGGCUAUGAAUUUACCAGUCUCUGAUAUAGAAAGUUUAAUUGAGGGAGGUUUUAUGCCGUUAUUAGAGAACGAUCAAUCACAUAUCACUGACAUUUUGGGGAUAGUCGGCAAAUUUUACAUUAGUUACUUAGAAAACGAUAAAGCUACAAAUGAUACAUUUAUCAAGAUCUUAAGUAUAUUUAAUAAGUUUGUUGAAGAUACAGAGGUAGAAAAACAACUCCAACAAUUGAUUAUCGACAAAAAAGACAUUAUAAAGAAGCUUAAAAAUACUUCAACUAUGACUACCCCAUCAAUAUCACCAUCACCAUCACCAAUUCCAAAGGAGAGCGAUUGA